Messenger RNA from Paecilomyces variotii, 1317 nucleotides. Its product is annotated as small COPII coat GTPase sar1. Lineage: Eukaryota; Fungi; Ascomycota; Eurotiomycetes; Eurotiales; Thermoascaceae. Gene Ontology annotation, molecular function: GTPase activity; GTP binding. Gene Ontology annotation, biological process: vesicle organization; intracellular protein transport; membrane organization. The record is from RefSeq and is a predicted model, not a curated record. The transcript is spliced from 6 exons. Gene Ontology annotation, cellular component: COPII vesicle coat; endoplasmic reticulum exit site. Bases 248 to 817 code for a protein of 189 amino acids.
AGUAGACAUUGUGGUAGUAAAUCGUGAUUCCUUGGUUGCCACUGGGGGAGUCGCGUGGUCUCUCGGUCAGGCUCGCCUAGGAAAGGCAAGCGAGCUGCCAGCGCCCCGAUCGGGAUCAGGACAAGUUCCGGGGUCUCGACAACGGAACCACCACCAAGACAAACCCAUCUCACUCCCUUCGACUCGUCCAAUUCCGACCCGUCCUCUGCUGCUCGUUCUUCCAGAAGUUUUUGUACUCGAUUCCACCAUGUGGAUUAUCAACUGGUUCUACGAUAUCCUGGCCUCCCUUGGUCUGCUCAACAAACAUGCCAAGCUUCUAUUCCUCGGUCUGGAUAAUGCGGGAAAGACGACGUUGUUGCACAUGUUGAAGAAUGACCGAGUGGCUAUUCUGCAACCGACUGCUCACCCCACAUCGGAGGAGCUUGCCAUUGGUAACAACCGCUUCACGACUUUCGACCUCGGUGGUCACCAGCAGGCUCGUCGUCUCUGGAAGGACUACUUCCCCGAAGUGAGCGGUAUCGUUUUCCUGGUCGACGCCAAGGACCACGAGCGUUUCCCCGAGUCCAAGGCCGAGCUUGAUGCUCUCCUGGCCAUGGAGGACCUCGCCAAGGUUCCUUUCCUGAUCCUCGGAAACAAGAUCGACCACCCCGAUGCCGUCAGCGAGGACGAGCUCAGACACCAGCUCGGUCUGUACCAGACGACAGGAAAGGGCAAGGUGCCGCUCGAGGGCAUCCGGCCCAUUGAGCUGUUCAUGUGCAGUGUCGUCAUGAGACAGGGCUACGGUGAAGGUAUCAGAUGGCUGUCCCAAUACGUGUAAAGCCCCAGCCGCCGUUAUAUCCGCUGCUACCCUUUUAUCCCUCGGUCGCCGGAGGAUAUGGCAUAUGACACGCAAUCUGAGUCUUUGAGUUCAGCCAAAAGCACUUGAAUAAUUGACGAGGUCCUGAAGACACACUUCCUAUGAAUCCCACCAUCACCAUCCAUCACUACCAACACCAUGUAACUUCCCGCCACCCCUGCAUCCCUCCCCGGCGCUCAAAGCGCUUAUAGGUACUACGAUACCGACUUCCCUCAUCCCUUUUGCUUAAUUGGCGCUCCAGAUUUCUUUUUUUCCCAACUUUGAUAGCUUGUCAAGAGUUUAAUAUCUGUUAUUUAUCUUGAGUCAGACCUUUCGUAGAUUGGCUUAGUCUUAUUUUUUAGGGGAUCCGUAGAAUCGUCGGCAAGUCUGAUAUUACUCUACUCUGUCUGGGUGGGUAUUGCUCUUUUUUGCUAUAUGAUUCACGAUAUAUGAAGUAGAUUAUAAUCAUGAUCAUUCUUGCG